AUGCCAAGUCAAGCUCAACAAAACGAGGCCCGAGCAUUGCUCGGUUUCCUUAAAGACGACCUAGAAGCGAAGAAACCCGAUCUCAGGCGACUGGAGGAGACACUUUCCAAUCUUAAACUCCUAGGACGAGAUGUGGGAAAUGUCGCCGAAAUUUACGACCAGGCUGGAUUGGAAGUCCUGGCAAGCUAUGCCUUUGGCAACUAUCCUCCCGGUGGACGUCAGGAAGCAAUGAGAUGCAUCGCAAAUGCUCUCCUGUUGCUCCCUCGAACACAUCCAUUUGCACUCAAACUCGGGCUAGCCGCAAAAGCAGCGGAUGCUCUGCGAGAUGCGAAUCAGGAUGAUGAAUUUCUCCUGAGCCGCAUCCUGUUUUUACUGACCUAUGACCCCGAGAUUGACCUGAAUACGCUGAUUGUUGUGCAUGGCCUUGCCGACAGCAUCGUCAAACAUCUUCACCGGCAUGCUGAAGCCCUCAGAAGUUCGAAAGCCAGGUUCAUUCAGACCCCUACGCCAGCACUCCAGGAGAAUCUUGUGCUACUUUUCAACGUGACAAGCGCCAAAAGUGUUCAACUUCAAAAGUUCAGUCCGGCCGUUGUUGAGUUGUUCCGGAUACUUAAUGACUCCGACAUCCCAUCCCCGCCGCUGCAGCCACCCAUAAGUCUCGUCAUCAAUGCACUGGCAAAUCUUGAGCUCGAUGAGGAGACCUUCAAACAGGGACGUGAGGUUGAAUCAGGAGUGGCCAAGUUGAUCACAAUCCUUGAACAAGCACUCGAGAAGUAUCCGACCGCGGAGUUGGACACAAUUGCGGUUCCGUUGCUGACUGCGCUGAGAAAUGUCAAUGAGAAGGCAGGCCCUGAACUGCGGCAAAUAAUGAAGGCACGUCUUCUUCCAGAGGACAAGGAGAGAGAUCUGCCUCUUGGGAAAUCGUCAUCUCUGGCGUCUCGGUUGCUUCGACUGACGACAUCUUCCGGACUGCUGAUCUUGACCGAAGCCAUCUCCGGACUCAUGUUCGAGCUGUCGGAUAAAGAUGCCAAUCAAUAUGUCAAGAACGUUGGUUAUGGCUACGCUGCUGGGUAUUUGAUGACCCACAACAUCCAGGUACCAGAAAGCGCGAAGAACACUCAGUGGGCAGGCGAAGCAUCCACGCACGUUCCCAUCAACCCAGUCACCGGCCAACGGAUAGACAAGGAAGCAGCAGAUAGCUUACCAAAGAUGACAGAUGAAGAAAAAGAGCGAGAAGCGGAACGACUGUUUGUACUCUUUGAAAGGCUGAAGUCGACCGGAGUUGUCGACGUAAAGAAUCCUGUGGAGCAGGCAAGGGAUGAAGGCCGAUUCGAAGAGCUGAGUGAUUCAGACACGGGUGCAAGUGAAUGA
Messenger RNA from Capronia epimyces CBS 606.96, 1371 nucleotides. RefSeq lists its product as uncharacterized. The coding region runs from base 1 to 1371 and encodes 456 amino acids. The record is from RefSeq and is a predicted model, not a curated record. Gene Ontology annotation, biological process: G protein-coupled receptor signaling pathway. The transcript has a single exon. Gene Ontology annotation, molecular function: G-protein alpha-subunit binding; guanyl-nucleotide exchange factor activity. Gene Ontology annotation, cellular component: cytoplasm. Lineage: Eukaryota; Fungi; Ascomycota; Eurotiomycetes; Chaetothyriales; Herpotrichiellaceae.